Messenger RNA from Nycticebus coucang (slow loris), 1857 nucleotides. RefSeq names its product proteasome maturation protein (gene POMP). The transcript is spliced from 6 exons. Gene Ontology annotation, cellular component: nucleus; cytoplasm. Gene Ontology annotation, biological process: proteasome assembly. The coding region runs from base 175 to 600 and encodes 141 amino acids. The record is from RefSeq and is a predicted model, not a curated record. Lineage: Eukaryota; Metazoa; Chordata; Mammalia; Primates; Lorisidae.
CAGGCGUGGGAGCCUCCGUCCCGCGCGGCUCCCUCCGGGCUCCCUUCGCCCUCCUUCCUCCCCCGGACGGACGCACUUCCGGCGGAUGUGGCGGGCGGCCCCCGGAAACGGAAGUAAGCGGCGGGGUCGACUGUAGGUAACCGGGCUGAGAGACUGUUCGCAGAGUCCGUGAAGAUGAAUGCCAGAGGACUUGGAUCACAGCUAAAGGACAGUAUUCCUGUUACUGAACUUUCAGCAAGUGGACCCUUUGAAAGUCAUGAUCUUCUUCGGAAAGGUUUUUCUUGUCUGAAAAAUGAACUUUUGCCUAGUCAUCCUCUUGAAUUAUCAGAAAAAAAUUUCCAGCUCAACCAAGAUAAAAUGAAUUUUUCCACACUGAGAAACAUCCAAGGUCUAUUUGCUCCACUAAAACUACAGAUGGAAUUCAAGGCAGUGCAGCAGGUUCAGCGUCUUCCAUUUCUUUCGAGCUCAAACCUUUCACUGGAUAUUUUGAGAGGUAACGAUGAGACCAUUGGAUUUGAAGAUAUUCUUAAUGAUCCAUCACAAAGUGAAGUAAUGGGAGAACCACACCUGAUGGUGGAAUAUAAACUUGGUUUACUGUAAUACAUUGGGCUGUUUGUGAAAACAGGGGGGCCGCAUCUUCUUUAUGGUUGUCUUUUUACUGUGAUUUGAUGUAUACAACAUUAAAAGUGCUGAUGUGAGAAGUUUUGUGAAAGUAGUAUCAGUGAUCAUUUUAACUCACUUGGACCUUUGGUUUAUGGUUAUGUGACAUUUGAAAGCACUACAGGGAGAUGAUUUUUAAACUUCUUCAUUUAUAUUUAACAGUAGCCUUCUAUGUCUUUAAAAAAGCUGUUGCUCAUGAAUAUUAUAAAACAGUCUGCAGAUUCCAGUUUAACCUAUUUUCUAGAUAUUCCAUAAAUUUAAUUUUGAGUGACCAUGAUCAGUAGUUGAUUCUGUGAACUUUAUAGUAGCAUCUUUUAAAAUAAACAUUUGUAAUUGAUUUCAGUAGCAACACUUGGAAUUGAGUACAAUGUAACAUGUUCAUUUUGUUUCAGUAUAGUCCAUUAAUAAGCAUAAGAAUAUUUGCUAUGCUGAUGCUAUUUUAGAAUUAUAGCUGUUCUCUAAUUCUUUCAGAUUGAAAAGUAUAAAUUUAGAGGUUUUGAUUUUAGUCUUUAAAAUGUAAAAUUAAAGAGCCAGGCACAGGGGCUCACACUUGUAAUACUAGAGCUCUGGGAGGCUGAGGUGAGUGGAUUGCUUGAGAUCAGGAGUUCGAGACCAGCCUUAGCAAAAACAAGACCCCUGUCUCUAAAAUAAAAUAGAGGCAGGUGUUGUGGCGGGUGCCUAUGGUUCAGCUACUCAGGAGGCUGAGGCAAGAGGAUCACUGAGCCAAAGAGUUUGAGGUUGCUAUGAGCUGUGACACCACAGCACUCUUCUGAGGGUGACAAAGUGAGACUCUGUCUCCAAAAAAAAAAAAAAGUAAAAUCAAUCAGCAGAUGCAGGUUAAACUGUUGUACUUCAUUCAAUAUGUAUUUAAUAUAUUACCAAGCAAUACUGUUAAAACUAAUAGUUCCUUAUGCUUAAUUUAUAUAUCAUAAGAAGCUUAUGUUAAAAAAUUAGAACUUUUUUUGGGUGGUGCUUGUGGCUCAGUGGGCAGAGCGCUGGCCCCAUACACCGAUGGUGGUGGGUUCAAACCUGACCCCAGCCAAACUGUAACAAAAAAAAUAGCCGGGCGUUGUGGUGGGCGCCUGUAGUCCCAGCUACUUGGGAGGCUGAGGCAAGAAAAUCGCCUAAGCCCAGGAACUGGAGGUUGCUGUGAGCUGUGUGAUGCCACAGCACUCUACCGAGGGCGAUAAAGUGAGA